AUGCAACUAGACUUGCGGGGAAAUGAUAUGAGCGAGUUCAGUGUGGGAUUGAUAGGCAUGGCCCAACAGCCUGUGAUUUCAAAUUUGACCACAUUAGAGCGGGAGGAAUGCAUGGCUGCGAUGAAGAAGGCCAACGACAUGGACAUUCGAAGCGUGACAUUCCAGGUCUGGAUCGCGCCGCAGAUUCCGAACACGUGGAGCGGAAACUGA
Molecule: messenger RNA, 210 nt
Organism: Penicillium verhagenii
Lineage: Eukaryota; Fungi; Ascomycota; Eurotiomycetes; Eurotiales; Aspergillaceae
Exons: 1
Coding region: 1-210 (69 amino acids)
Source: RefSeq, a predicted model, not a curated record